GCCAGAGAUGUGGCAACCCCCAUCAGGCACGCCAUAUUUUGCAAGAAAGAAAAUUCGCGUAGUGCUCUAGGAAAUACCAGAAAAUCAAUAAGAAUUGCUGGUAAAAUUGGUUAAAAUCGGUGCGAGGCGCGUGUGACUUUUGUUUAGGCCAAAGGCCAAUAGGUAGUGGCCAUUUCAGCUGUUUCCCAGCGCCGCAAGUGCGACAACAACGUAUAAGAAGAAGAAAAUCAACUAAGGGCAGCCAGUAAAAAUCGAAAUUGAAAAUAAACUAUGAAGGAAAUGGCGAGCACCAGCGGGAAUCACACCCAAUCCACGGAGGCCAUCACCUCCUCAAUAAUCACCUACAGCCCGAGCAAAUUCAUGACCCGCGUUGGAACGGGCAAAAACACGUACACCACAUAUACACACACAACAACAACGACUGCGGCGACCGCAACAAAAACAAACAAUACGCUAUUGGGCGGAACAAGUGCCUCCUACUAUGUGGUAAAGGCCGGCUCCCUGGGCAGUGCGGCCUCGAUGACGGGAUCUAUCAAAGUCAGCUCGCCCCCAAAGGCUCCGCCGGCAAUUAAGUCGCCCGCCCUGAUCAUCACAUCGCCUUCCACGCCAACCGAGAGUUCCAGCACAAUUUCGGCGCCCAGUGAGUCCUCCUUUUGCGAGAAAAUGGAGCACAGCUAUAUGCGCGAUCCGCCGACUCGCAGCGAUGUACACAAUGGCCUAAUGCCUGCCAGGAACAUCCUGGUCCGUCAUCCGCCGCAGUGUCCCAGUUGUCACACCUAUCCACAGCACGAGGAGCUGGCGGAGCUGCAGCAGGCACAUGUACCUCCAUACGACGAUAUUGCCGCCAAGGAGGCCAUGAACGAGUGUGCCCGCAUUGCUAAAUACGUGAAAAACAACAAUUCUGAUGAUCAAGAUUGGGUGGCGCGCGUGAAUCAAUUCGGCUGGACACCCAUGCAGAAAACACUAUUCGAGAAAGUCUGCUCCAUUCUGGACCAGGAUCAGUUAGCUCGUCUGGCCAACGACAAACGCCAGCACGAGGCCAUCCACCGACGGGUCAGUGCGGACAAAUCCGCUUCUAGAAUGCGCAAAGCUAUGGCCAGCGUGGCCUGGGAGUCGCGCAUCACACAGUGGAUUCAUGCUCUACUAAUGGAGCACCUGUCGCCCUCUUACAUGGCUUCUUACCUGGAAAUUCUGCAGACGCUGAAGACAAAGCUGCCUACUUUGGUGGAUAAGAUGUUGUUUGGUAGGCCGCUGAAUAGUAGCCAGGAGCUGUUGGCACCGGUGAUGAAAAAGCGAUGGGAACCAAACAUUCUGCCCAAGGGGCGUCAGCUAACGCACAACGCCAUCAUGGUGGUGCUGCCCACGAUGCCCACAAGUGGCCCAGUAUCGGACCGUAUGCAAAAGUGGUACCAAUCAUUGGCCACCAUCACUCAGGUGGUGCAGAUCACUUUGCCCAAUACGAACAACAGAAUGGGCAAUCAGAAUCUGGACCAGGUGGCUGAGACCAUUGUGUCCCUCACACGCGUCAGGAUCCACGAAUUGCGCACGGAUAACCCUAAUCGUGGCAUUAUUCUUGUCGGCUUCAAUGCUGGAGCAGCCUUGGCUCUGCAGGUUGCACUUUCAGAAAGCGUGGCUUGCGUGGUUUGCAUGGGAUUCGCUUACAACACGAUCCGUGGUCCGCGUGGGACACCCGAUGAUCGCAUGCUCGACAUAAAAGCACCUAUACUGUUUGUCAUUGGACAGAAUUCAGCUCGCACCAGCCAGGAGGAAAUGGAGGGCUUGCGGGAGCGAAUGCAGUCCGAAUCCUCCCUGGUGGUGGUGGGCAGUGCAGACGAUGCUCUCCGUGUUCCAAAAAGCAAGCGUCGCAUAGAGGGCGUUACACAAUCCAUGGUGGAUUCUAUGGUGGUGGAGGAGGUCUUCGACUUUGUAAACCGAACCCUGAGCAAUCCGCCUGGACCCCGCAUGCCCACGUCCCUGAUGCACCAGCAAGGGUACCAACGCCAGCAGAAGCAUCCAACUCACAUUCUUGCUGAUGGAAAUGCGAACAAGGCUGUUCAGCAGAUGCGCAAGCGGAAGGUUGACUGCGGCCAGGACGAUCCAAUGGGUCAGCCAGCCAAGUCAAAGUUUGUUCCUCAUAAUCGCGUCCACAAGCCGAAGCCACCGCGCCUCAUUGAUCCGUUUGCUGCCAAGCGAAAGGUUGGAAGACCCCGCACUCGCCCUCUCCCCAAUGUCGGUGGCUCGGCUGGCUCUGGUAGCCAAAAAGGUGCACCUCAUUCAGACAAACCAAAAAUGAGCAGCGAAGAACUAAACCAAUCCAUUGAAUUCAUACUAGAUGAUGCCCUGGACUACGAAGAUGCGCAAUCAACAGCAGGAGGAUCCGCAACCCUACCUAAGGUGAUCACUCCAGGUGUUCUGGGAAAGCAGCUGCCGCCCGUAAAUUUGGCCGCCGGGACCAAAAUCAAGAUGAUACCAUCGAACCAGUUUGUACAGAUUAAAACGCUUCCGUCGCAGAGCAAACUUAUCAACUACACGAUGAACAAGGCAGGAGGUGGACCUACCAGCACCGCCACCAUUGGCAGCAUUGUGAAGACGCUACCCAGUUCAUCGGUUGGUGGCCAGCAGAUUUUCACACUAAAAACGCCCACGGGACAAACGCAGCAGUUUGCAACAGCGGGCUCAUCUACGGGUGCAGCUGGUUCAUCUUCAGCGACGGGACAACAGAAGUAUACGGUGUUCAAAAACGCCAACGGCAUGACGAUGCUGCAUCUUACCAAAAAUGUGCCCACUACAGCAAACAACAGCCCGUCAGGAAAUAUGGAUUUGUCCAACAUUAUCGAUAUGCCAAUUGUUUUUGCCGACAACGAAGGCAACAUCCCCGAGCAUCAACAGGUGGAUAAGGAUGUUAAGCCAGCCCCCAUUCGCCCCGCCAAUAAGAGCCCGCUUAUAAUAAGCCAGAAGAUCAUUAAGGAGGCCAAUAAACCGCCAGGCAUAGUCACCAGCAGUGGAAGCAUCAGUGGGGCUACUAAGCCAGGCAAUAUUGUGCUCAACAAGGGCCUCCACCAGUUGUUUACCCAAUCGCCUGGAGGAACAGUUGCCGGACAAAAUAAAGUUGUAUAUCUCAACAGAAAUACAAUGAAACCGGUGGGAAAUAUGGUGCCUGGUGCACACCGCGUGCCCAUAAGGAUUGUUAGCAGUCCGAAGACUGGAGGAGUGACGACCACAGCUUCCAGCAGUCCUUUGCUGGUGGAUCCUGCCACAGGAUCAUUGGUUAGCGGUGUUAAGACCGUCAAUGUGCAGACCAUCAAACCCACGGCUACUGGUCUAGCGCAAGGAACUCUCCGUCAAGCGGGAAACGUGUCCAACAAGACGUAUCCCCAGUUCCAGGUGAUCAAUAGCAACCCAAGAGGGACUCCAAAAACAGUUUCCAGCGACGGGAAGACCCCUAUUCGUAACAUCUACAUCCAAUCCGCUGCCGGAAUUAAGCAAGUUCCAGUACAGAUGGUUGCCAAUCGUGUGCCGGGUGGAGCCGUGGUCUCAUCAUCAGCAUCGUCAUCUUCUGGAGCUUCUGCCGUACGUCGAGUGGUUAACAUUGGUCCCGUUUCCAAGUUGGCGGCCACGUCGACAUCAACAGCGACUUCAGCCGCGACCUCUUUAACGCAAAGCAAGCACUAGGAUUAAAAACAUAUUAUUUUUAUAUCUUGGUUACAUUUAAGUAUGAUGACAUUUUAAGAUCACAUCUCUGUAAAUAUGUUCAAGAAAGCCAUUAAUAAGUUGGUGAUUAUAACUAUAAUUAAAAGGAAUAUUAUUUCAUUAAAAUAAAAGAAAUGAAUUAUGUAAA
Messenger RNA from Drosophila rhopaloa, 3838 nucleotides. RefSeq lists its product as uncharacterized. Bases 271 to 3672 code for a protein of 1133 amino acids. The record is from RefSeq and is a predicted model, not a curated record. Gene Ontology annotation, biological process: positive regulation of transcription by RNA polymerase II. Gene Ontology annotation, cellular component: NSL complex. The transcript has 8 exons. NCBI's taxonomy places the organism in Eukaryota, Metazoa, Arthropoda, Insecta, Diptera, Drosophilidae.